Messenger RNA from Acanthamoeba castellanii str. Neff, 2361 nucleotides. RefSeq names its product sporulation proteinrelated, putative. Bases 1 to 2361 code for a protein of 786 amino acids. Gene Ontology annotation, biological process: nucleobase-containing compound metabolic process. NCBI's taxonomy places the organism in Eukaryota, Discosea, Longamoebia, Acanthamoebidae. The transcript has 6 exons. Gene Ontology annotation, molecular function: nucleic acid binding; 3'-5' exonuclease activity; ATP hydrolysis activity. The record is from RefSeq and is a predicted model, not a curated record.
AUGAAGGCAACUACAACACCCUCUGCGAUGACACAGGUGGAGAACAAGCUGCGGUCCAUCCUCAGCCUCCACGGCGAGGGAGUGCGCGUGUCACAGUUUCCGCCACUGCUCCCCACCUGGCGCCAGUUCGGCGACGCCAAGCUCAAGCUCUUCUUCAAGCGCUUCCCCAACACGGCGGCCGUGAUUCAGGCGGGAGGUGACCACUGGGUAGUGCCUGCUCGGCCACUGCUGCUGCAGACGGCUAAGUCCGGCGUGACUGCUCUGCUGAACAGGUCUCCCGCGAAGGCGCUGGACCUGGACGAGCUGGUGGCGGCCUAUGCCCAGCAUAACCACAACGCCAACUUGGACUUGCUCGCCCAGUUGGCCGGGGAGAAGUACGUGGAGGACCUGCUGGAGGGGAUCGGCUUCGCCAUCGUGCCCAACGGGGAAAGGGACACGCCAGCUACUGCGGUAGCCAAGGCCGCCGCUCCGCCGACGGCCAAAGCCAGUGCCAAUGGCUCCGUGCAGCCAAGCACAACAACUGCAGCCCCAAAGCUGGAGAGCGUAGACUCUGCGGUGGUGGUGGUUGUCGACACUGUGGAGCAGUGCCGCAAGGUGGUGGACGAGGUCCUGACCCACGACCACCCGCUCGCGCUCGAUUGCGAGGGCGUCAAUCUGGGCGACAAGGGCGGCAGUCUGUGCUUGGUGCAGAUCGCCACGAAGAGCGGCCGGUGCUUCCUGUUCGACGUCGAGCAGGCCGGCAGCCGGCUCUUCAGCGAGGGCGGUCUCCAGCGGGUGCUCGAGGACGUGCAUGUCCUCAAGGUGGGCCACGAUCUGCGAGCCGACGCCGCCGCGCUGUUCGCCCAGCACGGCGUCUUCCUCAACCACAUCUUCGAUACCCAGGUGGGCCAUUCGAUGCUGACGCUGCGCAAGGAGCCGCAAGUGGGGCUCAACGCGAUGCUGCGGCGCUACGCCAAUCGCGCCCAGAACCAGCUCAAGGAGGUGGUCAAGGCCGAGUGGACCAGGGACCCGCUCUACUGGACCCGCCGCCCACUUUCCGACCAGAUGACCCGCUACGCGCACCUCGACGUGGCCUUCCUCCUCAAGGCCUUCGACUCCAUGGCGGCCGAGCUCGAGAGGAAGUCCAUUUUCAACAACGCCAUCACCCUCUCGCGCCAUCAGGUCGACCACCGCAGACGAUCUCCAGCUGCCGCCCCAGCCGCAACCGCGGCCGCCCAGGACAUCGACUUGCCUGACGAGGAGGAGCGAGUGAUUGCGGAGCAGUGUCCCAUCAGUCAGGGCGAAGAGGACCUGGGCCUCAUCCUCGACGCCCUGCCCGAGCACCUGCGCGACGCGCUCCUGGCCGAUGGGCGCCUGCACGGCCUCGUCGAGAUCGUGCUCGACCUCGGCCGGCCGCUCAUGGCGCGCUUCUCUGGGCCGGGCCUGCCGCGCGUGGCCGAGAUUUCCGGCCGUGGCGGCGAGGGCGAGAAUGUGAACCGGUCGGGCGACGUGGUGGGCCUCACCAUCCGUGUGGGCAAGACCCUGCGGGGCCUGGUGACCAUGGUGGCCGACGUGCUGGCCCGCGCGGCGCCGUGCAAGGCCUCGAUCCUUCUGCUGGGCGCGCCCGGCAUGGGCAAAACGUCGGUCAUCCGCGAGAUGGCGCGCGAGCUGGCGCGCGAGUGGAGCGUGAUGAUCGUCGACACGUCGAACGAGAUUGCGGGCGACGGCGACAUUCCGCAUCCGGCCAUCGGCGCGGCGCGGCGCAUGCAGGUGCCGCAGGCGUCAGAACAGCACAAGCGCAUGAUCGAGGCCGUACAGAACCACACGCCGGACGUCAUCAUCGUCGACGAGAUUGGGACGGCCGAGGAGGCGAAGGCGUGUUGCACGAUCGCGCGGCGCGGGGUGAUGCUGGUGGCGACGGCCCACGGCGUGACGUUGAGCGACGUGGUCGACAACCCGAGCCUCAACUCGGUGGUGGGCGGCGUCGAGGCCGUCAUCCUGAGCGACGCAGCGGCGCUCGCCCGCGGGUCCGCCCAGAAGACGGUGCGCGAGAGCCGGGGUCCAUCGGCCUUUGGGCUGGCGAUCGAGCUGCGGUCGCGGAGCGAGUGGGUGGUGCACGACGAUGUGCGGGCCAACGUGAACCGGCUCCUGGCCGGGAAGCCGAUGGCGGUCGAGGUGCGGCGGCGGCUGGCCGACGGGCGCGUGGUGGCCACCCGGCAGCUCGUUCCCGCCACCGCCGCCGCCGCCGCCGCAGCCGCUACGAUCACCACCGACGGGGGCGCCGAUGCAUCAUCGAUCGUCAACAACGAACCGACGGAGUGGGGCGAAGGAGAGGAGGAACAAGAUGAAGAGUACUCCAGUGACGAUGAUCGCGACGAUUAA